UCUUAUAUGAGAAAAUAAAUUUGGCACAGUUCAUUGAGUACAAAUCGAACUUUUAUGAAGUUAUAAAAAAAUGGACCAAUACGAAGCAGAUAUCCUUCGAUUGAAUCGAAAAAUUAGACACCUAAUUGCUCAGAAUGACACUUUGGAAACCCGUAACAGAGAGGUGUCGGUUCUCAAUCGAGCCCUGCUGGAGGAAAACGAAGAACUCAAGCGAACCCACGGCAGCACGUCACAGCUUGCCGGCCGGUGCCAGGUGGAACUUGAGAAGAUGACCGAGCAACGAGACCAGCUGUACGCGGCCAACCAGAAACACAAAGAACGCUACCGGGCGCUGCUGGAAAGGCACACCCAGCAGGGUGAGAAAGUGAAGACCUUGGAGCACAGCCUGCAGUCGGCCACGGCCACCAGGAGGAUCGCGCACGUGCCGGUGGAAAUCAUCGGAAAAGUGUCCGAUAUUGGCAAGGUCAAUGCACUGCAGGACCGGUGCCAAAAGCUGGAGAAGGACCUGGCUACCGCCUACGCUCGAAUUGAUGAUUUGGAAUUUGAGAUUGAAAGUAUCGACUUCCUGGAAGAGGAAAACGACCGCUUGCAGCAGGAAGUCCGCCGAUUGCAAUCUGCUAGUGGUGACCCUAAGACAACCACACCCGCAGCAGAGCCGCCAAGAAGCCCCACCAGAAGCUUCAGCACCAACAGCUUCUCGUCCACCUCUUCAUCGACCUCUUCUGUGGACCAGGUGCCAACAUCAGAAGCUGCGACCGCGGAGGUAACGACAAAGAUUCCAAACACUUUUAUCCAUUUACAAAGUGAUAUUCAGGACAAAGAUUCAGAGAAUCAAAAUGCAUCAAAAACUUCGACAAAACUAUGAAUAAACGCCUAGUCAACUGUCUCGAAAUAAAUGAUAACAACUGAAUUAUUAUUAUCCUAAAACGCAUUGGGCCGUUGCAAAUAUUUUUUGAAGUUUAUGUCCCUCGACUCUGAUCAAAGUCGAGGGGGGGGGGCUAAAAAUAAAAAGCUAAAAAUAGAAAUUACUGGCCACGGUGUCAACACUUGAAUGAAAAAGUGUUUUAAAAUGCAUCAUACACCUGUCCAGUCGUUUUGCAAUCAUUGAUUUCCAAAAUUUCUAAAUACUGACGAAAAUUUUAUUUUUGCGAGAAAAAAAGUUUUUGCGGUGCUGACCAUUGUAAUUUCAUAAAAGUUCAAAAUAUUUUCAAACGAGUCCAAACAUGUAAAAUAUGAUUAUGAAUGCAGAAAAAGGCAUUUAGGUUGUUCUCAGUAAAUUAGACUUCUAUUUCCAUUGAAAUUUUGAUAUUUUUUUGAAAAAAAUUUUUUUUCUCCUGAAUUUUCAGACUAAUUUUGAAGGGGGGGGCGACAUAAACUUUGAAAAAUAUUUGCAAACUUUACAAUCGUUAAUCUACCAAAUGUUCUUGAAUCAACGUGGAAUUAUUCCCACUUGCAGUUGCUCCGACAGCAUUGAAUAAAAGAAGUUCACGACUUCAUGCUCAAUUUUCUCUUUAAUCGUAAGCAACAAAAAAAUAAACAGCCCGCUGGCAGUUAAUUUUGCUGCGUAGUUCACGAACGGUUAAAAGCAAUCAUCUUACUGAUUUGUUUGCAGAGUUAUAAGUAAUCGAAUAGUUACUGAAGGUUAUAGAAUGUAUGGCCCAUUAAGUGAUUAAGGUUUGAAAAU
Messenger RNA from Culex pipiens pallens (northern house mosquito), 1684 nucleotides. RefSeq lists its product as uncharacterized. NCBI's taxonomy places the organism in Eukaryota, Metazoa, Arthropoda, Insecta, Diptera, Culicidae. Bases 71 to 865 code for a protein of 264 amino acids. The transcript is spliced from 6 exons. The record is from RefSeq and is a predicted model, not a curated record.